UAAUGUACAAGUUUUGCAUCGAGUUAUAUUUCUGCAAGCGGUCUUUUUUUGCAGGGACGAUGUUCUGAAAAUAAUUUUGUGAGACUUCCUGAAAAUAUAAUUAAAGAUAGAGUUGUGGAGGAAAAUAUAUAGUAUUUUUAAUUAUAGCAGUGCAUAGUGGCGAAAAUGUCAAAAAAAAUGUCACGAUACCCCAGCGACAGAAAGGUAUAUGUUGGUGAUUUGGGCAAUAGUGCUAGGAAGAAUGAUUUAGAAUAUGCGUUUGGCGCCUAUGGAACUUUACGAAGUGUUUGGAUUGCACGCAACCCGCCAGGCUUCGCAUUUGUUGAAUUUGAAAGUGCCCGAGAUGCGGCAGAUGCUGUGCGCGGUUUAGAUGGACGGACAGUUUGUGGUCGCCGUGCAAGGGUAGAAUUAUCUACAGGAAAGUUUGCUGGUGGUGGUAGCGGUCGAGGAGGUGAUCGACGUGGUAUGCGGGAUCGUUCUCGUAGAAACAAUUCAGAUGAUAACAAAUGCUAUGAAUGUGGAGGAAGAGGACAUUAUGCCAGAGAAUGCAGACGUCGUGAUAGUCGUAGAGGUAGUCGUCGUCGAAGCAACUCCCGAAGUCGUUCUCGCAGUGCUUCACGCAAUCACAGAUCGCGUUCACGCAGUGCAGCUUCGGCAAGCCGAUCACGUAGCCGGAGCCGUUCGGUUUCGGCGAAUAAAAGUUCACGCAAGUCACGAGAUGUCGCCUACAACAGUAAGUCACGUGAGAAUGGACGCAGCACGACGGAGAAUGGCAGCACAUACCAUCGGUAUAGUGAGGAUGAACGUAAUGGCGGCACCGGUGCUGCCUCACCAUCGCCAAAACGCCGUUAUGAUGACUCCGUAUCACCGUCGCCAAGACGUAAUAUAUCGACAAAACGUAAUCGACGAGGCGAUUCAACACCAUCAAGAUCUAGUUCACGCAGAGAUUAGCAGACAUCCGUUGUGACAGUAACAGUAAAUACAACUAAUAGACAUUGAGCAGCAGCAUACACGCUCGAUCGCAGUGCAUGAUUAUAAAGUUUUACUCCUCUCCUUCAUUUCAAUCAAAUCGCUAUUAAAAUCCAAAUAGUUGCAAAACGAAUUCCUAAAAUUCGAAUAUUAUGCCGUGUGUCGUUUUAAGUAGACGAAGAGUUGAAACUUUUUAAAAAUACUUGUAAACUGAAAAGACUUCUGAGACUACGUUAAAUGGAUAACUUCAUGGAUAUUCAUUAAUUGUUAUGGAGACAUAAAAUAAUGUAUUUACCACAAAUGAACAACAAUAACAAAGUCUGAAAACAUCUAAAAAACAGCGAAAUAACAAAAAAAAAAGUUCACACAACAUACAUAAAUACAUACGUUUGUAUUUUUUUAUUUUAAUAUUUUAUAAGCUACUCAUCUUAAGCAGUAGAUUUAUUGAAUAGGUUAAACUAAAUUUAAGCUCAUUUCGAUUGAAUGCACAUCAGGCCCGAAACGCUACCACUGUUUACAAACAUACGAACAUGUUACGCGCCAAAUAUUUCAUAAUUGCAUUUUGUACAAAAAUUGAUUUGUCAUGAUUUCGUCUAAAAUUUUCAAUAAAUGCUGCACGUAUUGGUUGAUAUAAAAGUGCAAGAGUACAAUUUA
This is a messenger RNA of Zeugodacus cucurbitae (melon fly), 1623 nucleotides long. RefSeq names its product serine/arginine-rich splicing factor 7 (gene x16). The record is from RefSeq and is a predicted model, not a curated record. Gene Ontology annotation, biological process: mRNA splicing, via spliceosome. Gene Ontology annotation, molecular function: RNA binding; zinc ion binding. Gene Ontology annotation, cellular component: nuclear speck. The coding region runs from base 166 to 951 and encodes 261 amino acids. Lineage: Eukaryota; Metazoa; Arthropoda; Insecta; Diptera; Tephritidae. The transcript has 3 exons.